AUAAAAGCAACGUUUUGUGGCAAAGCCAGUGUACAAAAAAAUAUAAGGGCUCCAUGUCCCAUGUGUAAAUUGAGAUAAUAGGAUCGUACUCAGCGCGAGACCUGUCUUCCGUUCAUCCGCCGUAACCGCAUUGCGGAUAAAACUCACACAACAAUGAUAUGAUUACGGAGUGUAGGCGUUAUUCCAUUUACAAUUCCGGAACCAAUUAUAAAAAGAGCGAGCCACGUUGAUUCAGCACCCUAACUUUUUACUUCAAUUGCUUUAAUACUCAAUUCCCAAUGGCCGCCGCAACUGCACCUGCACCUGCUCCUACCGAUCUUUACGGCAAGGUUCCCGCUCUACAACCCUCAACCUUUGAUACCGCGCAGUCGCCUGCUUCCAGCAAUUCUUCGGUCACCGAUAAAGAUAGCACAGGAAAGAAAAAGAAAGGCAUUCGUCAGGCUGUCGGUAUUAUCGUUAUUGAUCCUGCGACUAAGAAGGUGUUGAUGCUUUCCAGCCGUAAGCAGGAGGGUGCCCUUCGCUUACCACGAGGCCAAUGCAAUCGAGAUACGCAAGAACAACCUGAAGCUGCAGCUUUGCGUGUGCUUCAUGAAGAAGCUGGUGUCUCCACCAACGGCUUAAACUGUCGUGUAGGCACUUACACCGAAGCGAAUAAGAAGGGUAACAUCAUUGCUCACCAUUGGAUGUAUGAAGUGCAUGCUUCCACCCUUAUGGAUACGUGGCCGGCGUCAGAUCGCCAACGAUUCUGGGUCUCGUACAAAGACGCUCUGCUAGCGACGGCUGACCGACGCAUGGCCCAUUUGGCCUUGACCAAUUGCUCUCUUGCUCAUAACUAAGUCCUAGUAUUCGCUGUUCCCUUUAUGCAAUCCUUCUUCUCCUAUUUCCGAUGAUUAUCCUUGUCCAUAACUUUACUGACCGAUAUUAUAAACUGUUCUCAUAUUUUGACCUCC
Messenger RNA from Radiomyces spectabilis, 950 nucleotides. RefSeq lists its product as uncharacterized. The transcript has 3 exons. NCBI's taxonomy places the organism in Eukaryota, Fungi, Mucoromycota, Mucoromycetes, Mucorales, Radiomycetaceae. Gene Ontology annotation, cellular component: nucleus; cytoplasm. The record is from RefSeq and is a predicted model, not a curated record. Bases 279 to 836 code for a protein of 185 amino acids.